Molecule: messenger RNA, 1347 nt
Organism: Penicillium angulare
Lineage: Eukaryota; Fungi; Ascomycota; Eurotiomycetes; Eurotiales; Aspergillaceae
Product: polysaccharide lyase family 1 protein
Exons: 3
Coding region: 1-1347 (448 amino acids)
Molecular function (GO): pectate lyase activity
Source: RefSeq, a predicted model, not a curated record
AUGCCGCUUCAUGGAUUCAUCCUAGCCGCCGUUGCGUUGCUAGGUGUCACUGCCAGAGCUGCAGGCGUCUCGGGUACUGCAUUUGGAUUCGCAACAGGCACUACUGGUGGCGGUGAUGCGACAGCUGCUUCCCCUAGUGAUAUCUCUGAGCUCACGUCGUGGUUGACAGACAGCACGCCCCGAGUUAUUCUGAUCGACAAGGAAUUCAAUUACUUGGAGAGUCAGGGAAAAUGUACUGAUUGCAAAUGCUGCAUUCCUUCGUCCAACACCUGCGGAAGCUCUGGUCAGAAUGCGAUCGACAACUCUGACUGGUGCAGUGACUAUCCUACGACUACUUGCACUUACGACAAGGCAGCCAUUGAGGGUAUCAAUGUGGCCUCGAACAAGUCGAUUGUUGGUGUAGGUAGUGCGGGUGUCAUUCGAGGCAAAGGAUUGCGGAUGGAGAAUGGUGUCAGCAACAUCAUUAUCCAAAACAUUCACAUUACCGAGUUGAACCCGCAAUACAUUUGGGGUGGUGAUGCCAUUACCCUCGACGGCACUGAUAAGAUUUGGAUUGAUCAUGUCAAGAUUUCUCUUAUUGGUCGCCAGAUGUUUGUGGCCGGUUACGAAGCCUCUGGAAGUGUUACAAUCUCGAAUAGCGAAUUUGAUGGUCAGACUAGCUGGUCGGCAACUUGUGACGGGCACCACUACUGGACUGUUCUGGGAUACGGUAAGAACGACAAGGUGACUUUCACCGGCAACUAUAUCCACCAUACAUCCGGCCGCUCGCCCAAGCUCGAGUUCAACAGCUACUGGCACGCCUACAACAACUACUGGUACAACAACACCGGCCACGCCUUUGAUGUCGGUGAAGGCACCAAUGCCCUUAUCGAAGGCAACGUCUUUUCCGGAGUCGACACGCCCUUCCUAGCUGAUAGCACUCCCGGAGAAACCUUCGCCGUGACCUCUAGCGACAAAUCCACCUGUGAUUCCGCACUCGGCCGUACCUGUGCUGCCAACACUCUGAUCUCAUCCGGAAGUCUUUCAGCUAGUGAUGAGUCCGUAUUGAAGAACUGGCCAAGCGGGGAGACUGGAAUCUCGGUCAUGAGCGCAAGUCAAGUGAAGUCUUCUGUUCUUUCCAAUGCUGGUAUCGGUAAAGUGAGCAGUGGAUCAUCUUCAAAGCGCCAGGCUCAACCUGCCCCUUCUGUCCUUGCGCUUUCUCAGGCAGGGCCUGGUGCCACUUCACGCGGUGCUCCCCACAAGUGGACUUGGAAGACUGUUGGAGUUAGGCCCACUCAGUCCCCACAGCCCGGUCAGCUUCCUCCUCAGGGACCCCCUAAGGGCGGCUCCUUUGGUUUCGGAUUCUAA